This is a messenger RNA of Strongyloides ratti, 1254 nucleotides long. Its product is annotated as Astacin-like metalloendopeptidase. Lineage: Eukaryota; Metazoa; Nematoda; Chromadorea; Rhabditida; Strongyloididae. The record is from RefSeq and is a predicted model, not a curated record. Bases 1 to 1254 code for a protein of 417 amino acids. Gene Ontology annotation, biological process: proteolysis. The transcript has 2 exons. Gene Ontology annotation, molecular function: zinc ion binding; metalloendopeptidase activity.
AUGAUUAAUAUAAAAAUUGUAUUUUUAUAUUCGAUAUUUUAUAUACUAUAUAUAUUUCCUUAUAUAAUUAGUUCAACUAACUUUACUUCUAAUGAAAAAAUUAUAGAAAAAAGAAAUGUAAAAAGAUCAAUAGAAGAAAUAAAUAAUUUUAAAUAUGAUAAUGAAAUAAUAGAUAAUUUAUCAAUAAAUAAUAGAAAAAAAAGAAGUAUAAAAAUAAAAAUGGGAAAAUAUAGAUGGACUACAUUAAUAGAUUUUUAUGUUUAUUUUCCUUUAAAUACAUAUCAGAUAAAAAAAGUUUUAAAGAUUAUAGAAACUGCAACAUGUUUAAGAUUUAAAGAAGCAAAAAGCAUACAUAGUUGUACGUCAGGUUUUCGAUUUUUUGCUUCAAGUUUUUAUGAUAGUCACUUAGGAAAACAAACUGCAAACAAUUGGCAAAAAAUAGAAAUUGUAAAAGAAUAUUUUAAUGAAGGAAAAAUUUUACGAAUGAUAUUACGUGCAUUAGGAGUAAUUUAUGAACAUUGUCGAGUUGAUAGAAAUUAUUAUGUAAAAAUAUUUGAAGAAAAUAUUCCAUCAUUUGCUAAAAAAUAUUUUCAAAUAUACAAUAAACAUGAAUUUACUCAUGGUUUUAUUCCUUAUGAAUAUGGAUCUUUAAUGCAUUUUGGAAUGUAUAACUAUAGUAAAAAUGGUGGUAAAACAUUAAUUUCAAAAGAUCGUUUAUAUGAAAAUACUAUAGGACAAACUGAUAUGUUGACUUUUAACGAUGUAAGAACUUUAAAUUUGAAUUUUUGUUCUGAAGUAUGUAAAAAUCCAAUUAUAUGCCAUAAUUUUGGAUAUCAGAAUCCAAACAAUUGUAAUCAAUGUAUAUGUAUUGAAGGAUAUGGAGGUGUUACAUGUGAAAGAUAUAUAAAAACAAAACCACAUUGUACAAGGAGUGAGUUAUUAGUAACAAAUACACCUUUAUUUUGGAAUAUAACUGGAAGGAAACAUUGUAUAUAUCAUGUAAGAACAAGUAACUUUCACAAAAUUAAAAUUAUUCUUUUAAAAGUUAGAAUAGAUUUUUCAUAUCCAACAACGUGUUCAAUUGGUAAUACACUUGAAAUAAAAUUUUUGAGAGACAAAGCUUUAGCAGGUGCAAGGUUUUGCCACCAGAAGUUUCCUAAAUUUAUUAAAUCACAAAAUAAUUAUGUUAUUAUACAAUAUAACAGUUAUAAUCCUAAAAGUUAUGUUCACAUGUAUUUAAAAAGCUCACAUUAA